AUGGGCAUGGAGGAAGAGGAACUGUCAAAAAGGUGGGAGAGAUUACAUCUGUCUCAGGAGGAAAUUCAUGUGUUUCAAGUGCAUACUAAAGGGGCGUUAGAUGGUUUCUCUCGUUGGAAGUGUUGUAUUGUAGGGAGCAUUUUGGCGGAUAAGGGAAUAAGUAGUGAAGCCUUUCGCAUGACUAUGUCUCAAGUGUGGCGUUUAGAGGGUUGGGUGCAAUUCAAGGAUCUCGGUAACCAUAGGUUCUUGAUUCAAUUCCAAUAUGAAUCUGAUAAGGAGAAAGUUCUUAGGGGUAGACUGUGGUUUUUUGAUAGAAAUAUUCUAUCCCUUCAAGAAGUGGAUGAGAAGUUGCCUUUGAGUGCAGUCAAGUUUAACGUUGAACCGUUUUGGGUACAGUUGCAUGGCCUUCCUCUUGCUGCUAUGACUGAGGAGGUUGGAAUCCAUUUUGGUGCUUCAAUAGGAGAAGUGAUUUGA
Molecule: messenger RNA, 474 nt
Organism: Carya illinoinensis
Lineage: Eukaryota; Viridiplantae; Streptophyta; Magnoliopsida; Fagales; Juglandaceae
Exons: 1
Coding region: 1-474 (157 amino acids)
Source: RefSeq, a predicted model, not a curated record